Molecule: messenger RNA, 1167 nt
Organism: Cryphonectria parasitica EP155
Lineage: Eukaryota; Fungi; Ascomycota; Sordariomycetes; Diaporthales; Cryphonectriaceae
Product: kinase-like protein
Exons: 2
Coding region: 1-1167 (388 amino acids)
Biological process (GO): mitotic DNA damage checkpoint signaling; protein phosphorylation
Cellular component (GO): nucleus
Molecular function (GO): ATP binding; protein serine/threonine kinase activity
Source: RefSeq, a predicted model, not a curated record
AUGACGACUAACCACCUUCGAAUUGGCCCGCUGGACUUUGUGCUCACCCUUGCCGUCGAGAACGAGAGCGCCUACGCAGCCGCCCGCGACAAAUACAUGCGGAAGUGGUAUCAGCAGUGGGAUCUAGAGGGAGGAGGAGGAGGAGGGCAUGGCCGCCUCGACGUCCUGCCCCGCCCCGAACACCAGUGUAUAAGGAAUGUCGUUCUGCACCACAUCAUCUCUAAGGGCGCCUUCGGUGUUGUGAUAGCUGGCGUGGAUAGGAGGUCUGGGGAUCCGAUAGCCUGCAAGAUCAUCUACUGCUGCGAUUGCGACAGCGGCGUUGUGAACAACGAGAUCGACAUCGCGUCCAGGAUCCCCGCGCAGACAUUCGCCUUCGAGACUGUGUAUCUCGUCAUGCCUUACGCGCCUUGGUCUUUCGACGGCAUGCCGUGGCAGGACGUGCCCCUGGCCACGAGGCUGUCGCUCUUUCGCCAGGUGCUGGAGGGGCUCCGGAACCUGCACGCCAGGGGCAUCAUGCACAGGGACAUUAGCCCCAGGAACCUGCUGGUCUUCUCACGGCAGCCGCCUCACGCCGCCAUCUGCGACUACGGCAAGUCCAAGGUCGGCACCAGGGGUAAGCUGGCGGCUCUCGGCCCUCCCGACUUCACGGCACCCGAAGUCGGGAGGCCCGAGGGCUACACUAGCGCCAUCGACAUAUUUAGCCUGGGGCUCUCCAUGCUGGCCACCUUUGGGCCGCGCGGCUGGACGGGGCCCAUGUCCAGCCCCGAGAACCACCGCGCCGUCCUCGAGCACGUAAUAGCCCUGCAGGGCCGCAUGCCCGACGGCCUGGGCGCUCUCCUCCGCUCCAUGCUAGCGUGGGACCCCGCCGACCGCCCGACGGCUGAGCAGGCUCUGGCGGAGCAGGUCUGGGAGCAGGUCGCCGGGGCGGCAGCACGGCCUGGCACCGCGGCUGCCGGGGCCCGGGGAGGUAAGGACAGCCAUGGGCACGGCCCGGGCGGUGGCAGCACGGCGGCGAGGCUAAGGCGGUCCGGCGGCAUGUCUCCGUCCGGCUCGCGCGGGGUGAGGAAGAGGAGAAGGCGGGGACCACCCAGCUCGGGCGGUUCCAAGGAGCAGGGGAUGACAAGCCUCCUGCAAAGCGGGUCCCUGCUAUCACCACCGCCUGUAUAG